Cuscuta epithymum is the source of this 2191-nucleotide messenger RNA. NCBI's taxonomy places the organism in Eukaryota, Viridiplantae, Streptophyta, Magnoliopsida, Solanales, Convolvulaceae. The record is from the annotation of a GenBank genome assembly.
AGAGGGUUCAGUUUUGCUGCCACUUCCUUAUGUGGUCAACCAACUCCUUCCUUCUACCCGCUGCUGCUGGGUUUGCACUUUGCAACCAUGUCGACGGAAUUUCUCGCCAUUGGCAGGAGGAGAAGCAUUCAUCCGCUCUGCAUAUUACUCUCCACUUUUCGCCUUCUUCACCGCCCUUUUCAUUACAGAAAUCAUCAGCCCGUCCCUUCUUCAUCUCCUCCACCCCUGUGCGGCGGCGCCAGGCUCUUCACGUCCGUGUCUCUUUCCGACCAAACCCACUCACACCCUCAAAGCUCAGACCCUUCUUCUCCGCACCUCGUCAACGAGCUCUCCCGGAUUCUCAGCGACUUCAGAAGUCCGCAUCAUGAUAUCGAGUCGGCCCUCAGCCCAUUCCGCUCCCAAAUCUCCGUCGAUUUGGUUGAACAAGUUCUCAAACGGUGCAAAAAUCUGGGCUUUUCUGCUCACAGAUUCUUCAUAUGGGCUCAAAAUCUUCCGGGCUUUACGCACAGCGAAGAUAGCUACGGCAUUCUUGUCGACAUCUUAGGACGUAGCAAGCAGUUCCCGUUGUUAUGGGAUUUUCUCAGAGACACUAAACCUUCCUGCGAAAUUUUCUCGAAUGUGUUCAGGGCCUAUUGCAGGGCUAACCUUCCUGAAGAUGCCAUUAGGGCUUUCAGCAAGAUGUCUGAUUUCGGAAUAGAACCGAGUGUGGAUGAUCUCAGCCACCUUCUGUAUGCGCUUUGCAAAAGAAAGCACACACCCCAUGCCCAACACUUCUUUGACAGAAUCAAGAAGAGUUACCCACCCUGCCCAAAGUGUUAUAGCAUUUUGAUCCGAGGGUGGGGAGAUGAAAAGGAUGGAUUUUCCCAGGCACAGAAACUGUUCGAUGAAAUGCUUCACAGAGGAUGUUCGGCUCAUCUGCUUGCUUGUAACCGUCUCUUGGAGUCUCUAUGUAAGGGAGGGAAGAUUGAUGAGGCUUAUAAGUUCUUCACAAAGAUGAGGUCUAUGGGGCUGGAACCAGAUGCUUUUACAUUCUCCAUAUUCAUUCAUUCUCAUUGCACUUCAAAUGACAUCCACUCUGCUUUCAAAGUUCUUGACAGGAUGAAAAGCCAUGGUCUUGUCCCUAACACCUUCACUUACAAUUGCAUCAUCAAGAAACUCUGUAAGCUAAAUAAAGUGAAAGAUGCAUACCAACUGCUGAAUGAGAUGGUUGAUAGUGGAUCAAAUCCUGACUGUUGGAGUUGCAAUACGAUUUUAGCUUUCCAUUGUGAUCAUAAUGAAGUUAAUCAAGCGCUUAGGCUGAUCUCAAGAAUGGACAAAUAUGGUGUCCGACCAGAUCGUCAUACGUAUAAUAUGGUUCUUAAAAUGCUCAUUAGGGUAGGAAGGUUCGAUAGAGUAGAGAAAGUCUGGGAAGGUAUGGAAGGAAGAGGAUACUACCCUUCAGUCUCUACAUAUGCCGUCAUGGUCCAUGGCCUCUGCAGGAAGAAGGGAAAACUUGAGGAAGCUUGUAAAUAUUUUGAAAUGAUGAUUGAUGAAGGAAUACCGCCUUAUGCCUCAACAUGUGAGCUGUUGAGGAAUAAACUGAUCGGCUAUGGCUUUGUAGAACAGACAGAAAUACUUGGGGAUAAGAUGGAGAGAAGCACUUCAUGUUCAAUUCAGGAGCUAGCUACCUUAAUAAGAGGUGGUAAUAGGGUUUGUGUCAAACACAGAGAUGAGGAGGAAUACUCUGAUGAUGAGAGUGACAGUCAAUAACAGGGCUUCAUUCCCCCAUAUAUGGAUAAAUGAAGAACUAGUAUUCCCUUUAGAGACGAUCUCUCUUAUUCUUCAUCCAUGUUUUAGUUAUAUAUACAUGAACUAACAAAAAAACAACCCAGGUCCAUGAGAGUCCUCGGAAGGGUCCCACUACAAGGUUGGACAUUGGUCACGUAACAAACAUUUACCUUCCCUUUUUUAGGACUUCGCUCCCAAGAUUUGGACCCAUGACCUACUCAUGGUCACACCAUGCACCUCAACACAUGUGCCAAGGCUUCCAUAUUUUUAGUUAUACAAGAACUAUUUAGUGCCAACACUAGUGGUCUUACUAUAUAUUUUCUCGGCCAGAACCGUUUUUUCAUUUUUUGGUUCAUGUUGCCAAAGUGUUAAACUUACCUAGCUUUUGGGCGCAUAAGAUUGUGAAACUUGAAAUGAACUUUUU